Nelumbo nucifera (sacred lotus) is the source of this 1800-nucleotide messenger RNA. RefSeq names its product alpha/beta-Hydrolases superfamily protein. The record is from RefSeq and is a predicted model, not a curated record. NCBI's taxonomy places the organism in Eukaryota, Viridiplantae, Streptophyta, Magnoliopsida, Proteales, Nelumbonaceae.
AUGGAAGCAAUGUGUGUAGACAGCAGAUUAGGACUCCAAAAUAAGAGGAAUAAAAAUCGAGAGGACGUUUUCAUUCGAGGCACGGCUCCACGUGAGCCACGUAAACUGCUUCUUAGUCAUGAACUCCAAACUGCUCUCAACUCCUGUUCGAGCUCUCAAUCACGAAGAGUUGCAUUUGGCACCAUUGGUCCGAGUUCCCUCAUCGUUCUUCCUAUCUCUGGUGCUUCUGUCCCUCUUUCUGCUAGUGCCAUUAGGGAGAUGACAAGUACUAGUUAUCCCUCCUUUACCUUGUCAAGAUUCGAUUUUCCUAUUUCGAUUUCACGAGGAAGAAAGAAUGUGGCCUCUUCGAUCACAUUCAGCAGAACCCAAUUUCCUCAGACCAUGAUUCUUCCCAGAAUUUAUAAAUUUUCUCCAUCUGAAUCAAAUGGGUAUCGAUUAUUUUCUUCUUUGAAUGCUUCUCUGGUCGACCCAGCUGAAGAUACAASUCUCUCAAAUCCAAGGUCGACGACGGAAAUUCCCAAACUUGAAGUUCGGAGAAGCAUGUGGAAUUGGCGGGGAUAUUCUAUUUGCUAUCAGUAUUGUGGGAAUGAUGGGCCUGCAUUGGUUUUAGUACAUGGUUUUGGGGCAAACAGUGAUCAUUGGAGGAAAAAUAUUCCAGUUCUUGCGAAAUCACACCGGGUAUAUGCAAUUGAUCUUAUUGGUUAUGGUUAUUCUGACAAACCAAAUCCACGUAAUUUUGGGGUCAAUUCAUUUUAUACAUUUGAGACAUGGGCCUCUCAGCUAAAUGACUUUUGCACUGAUGUGGUAAAAGACAAAGCAUUCUUCAUAUGCAAUUCAAUUGGAGGACUUGUUGGUCUCCAGGCUGCAGUUAUGGAGCCUGAAAUCUGUAGGGGUAUUUUUCUUCUCAAUAUAUCCCUACGUAUGCUUCAUAUUAAGAAGCAGCCUUGGUAUGGAAGGCCUUUUAUCAGAUCAUUUCAGAGUCUACUAAGGAACACCGCUGUGGGUAAAUUCUUUUACAGCUCUGUAGCCACACCACAGUCUGUGAGAAGUAUCCUUUGCCAGUGUUACCGUGACACUUCUCAGGUGACAGAAGAAUUAGUUCAAAAGAUCCUUUUGCCGGGACUUGAGCCUGGAGCUGUAGAUGUUUUUCUUGAGUUCAUUUGCUAUUCAGAGGGUCCUCUACCUGAGGAGCUAAUACCUCAAGUGAAGUGCCCCAUUCUAAUAGCAUGGGGGGACAAGGAUCCAUGGGAACCUAUUGAGCUUGGAAGAUCUUAUGGAAAUUUUGAUUCGGUAGAAGACUUCAUUGUCCUUCCUGAUGUUGGCCAUUGCCCUCAGGAUGAGGCACCUGAUCUUGUAAACCCACUUGUUGAAUCUUUUGUGGCACGCCAUGCUUUGGCCUAAGCAAGAAGGCACAGUGGAUUUCAAUUCUCAUGGCUCCAUGAAUUUAGCAUUAUAGCCAGAUCGAAUACUGCCUUAUAGACCUUAUAAUCAAUGAAAGAAUUUACACGCUUGUACAUCGUUAACAUACAUCUUUAAGCUUUAAGUUGUGUAAGUUUUUUUCCCUUUUUUUCUUCUAUGACUUGCAACCAAUUGUUCAAUGAGCUCCUGCAAGAUCUCAUACCUCCAAAAUCAAUCUGAGCGGAUAGUCCUUGCUUAGCUGAUACCGAAAAUCAUUGCAGAGUUCUUUAAUUGCAUUUCUCUCUUAUUUUCUGAUAAAUUUUGGUCAUUGGAGUAUAACUCAUGUUAUGAGUAAAGACAUUUCAGAGCCUUAAAGGUAUUGCCAACAUGGAGAUUCACAUU